AUGCGUUACUUCCUCACCCGUCACAGCCAGAGCAUCACCUCCCUCGAUCUCAUCUUCACAGAUGUGCAGCAGCUCCGCUCCCUCCGCCCCUUGAUCGCUCACUGCAGCCCCUCCCUCUCCUCCUUCAGCAUCAAGCUUCUUGGGUUUGUAGACAGCAACGACGAGCAGGAGUACAAGGACUGGACCCUGAGCUUCCUGAAAAACUGCUCACGCCUGCAGCACCUGAAGCUGGGCCGGGGCAUGUGGAAUCUCGACAAGAGCUGUGCGAAUGCUGCGUGGCUGAAAUCAAUUCGCUGCCUGACCCUCAAGCAGGUGGACACCAACCACGUCAACUUCAAGUAUCUGGAUUCCAUCACGCCGCAGCUGCACGAGUUCACGCUCUACCAGCACUGGCACCUCUCCCGCGGCCCCAUGUUUGGCACCCACGAGAUGAAAUUCUCCUUCCCCAACGCCCGCCUCCUCCGCUUCCGCUUUGCCAGCAACGAGCUCAAGCUCACACUCACCGUCUCCAAGGCUCUCAAGACUCUGUCGGUGAUGGCCAAGUGGCUGGUCCUUUCCUGCAAGAGCACCGCCCCUCUCGCACUCGACCACCUCUCGUUGUACGGCCAGGAACGUCUUGUCAUCUCUUCCCUCCGCAUCGCAUCCGCGCGGGCUGUGUACCUCAACGGCCCUGCAACUGACAAGGGCAGCAACCGCCCCAGGAUGUCCUACCAGCUGCCGCCUUCCUUCCAGCACGCUCCCCGCGGCGUUUCCAGUUUUUCUUGGACCAAAUGGCUGCGCUCUAUAGCGGGAAGCGUGGAGGUGCUUGUAGUGAGGCACGGGAUUCCGAACGAGGAGGUGGGGGUGGUGUGGAGGAAGCUUCGCAGCCUCGGGAUUGUGAUGCACACGAAGGGGGAGCAUAACAAGGAGUGGGAGGCGACAGUGGAGAAUCACAGGGCGUUCACGGAUGAUGGGGAGUAUGAUGAUGAUCUAGAUGAUGAUGGCUUUGGUGGUGAUUCUGAUGAGGACGACGAGGAAGAGGACGAUUCUUAUGAGGAUGAGGAUGAGGAGGAUGAGGAGGAUGAGGAGGAUGAGGAUGAGUAUGGAUAUGGGGGGAGGGGUUAUGGUGGGAGGGGUUAUGGUGGAAGAGGGGGGAGAGGCCGCAAGUCUGCGCAUAAGAAGAAGAAAGUGAAGGUCUGUGCCAAGCCGCCUUCCAUCGGCGCUCCAAAUCUGCGGUUCCUCUUCUUCCCAUCAAGCAAGGCGUGUGACGCACCCACACUGGCUGCACUGCGGCAGGACUACCCCGCCCUGGCGCUCUACUGUGUGGUGGACCGCUCCUUCUAUUGGGAGAGGAAGGGAGUGCGCAUCAACAAUGGGCCACUAGAGCAUCGGAGGCGGGCCAAGAGUGGGCUGGGUGCAUUUGAGAUGGGUGCAUUUGAGAUGGGUGCAUUUGAGAUGGGUGCAUUUGAGCUGGCUCGUUCCGCGGACACGGGUCUAUUCCACCAUCUCGACAACCACUGGGAGUUCUCACCGGGCCGCCUCCCUGGCUCCUGCCUGCUCUCCUUCUCCGUUGACUUUCAGUUCUGCUCCCUGCUCUACACCCAGGUGGGCUCUACACCCAGGUGGGCUCUACAACCAGGUGGGCUCUACACCCAGGUGGGCUCUACACCCAGGUGGGCUCUACACCCAGGUGGGCUCUACACCCAGGUGGGCUCUACACCCAGGUGGGCUCUACACCCAGGUGGGCUCUACACCCAGGUGGGCUCUUCUACACCCAGGUGGGCUCUACACCCAGGUGGGCUGGGCCAUACACCCAAGUGGGCUCUUCUACACCCAGGUGGGCUCUUCUACACCCAGGUGGGCUCUACACCCAGGUGGGCUCUUCUACACCCAGGUGGGCUCUUCUACACCCAGGUGGGCUCUUCUACACCCAGCCAUUCAUUUCCACCUCCACCAACUCUGCACCUGCGCUACCUUUCCUUCGUCAUGGCGUCUCGUAAGGUUCUCCUCUGCCUUGCGCUUGCCCUUGCGGUGCUUGCGGUGGAGGCGCCGCUCGCCUUCGGAGCUGACUCGAACGUCCUGGGAGGCGCCAACUUGAAGCUCAAGGCAAGCCGCCGCUCGCUGUCCGACGACCAUCACGACGACCACAGCCACGACUCCAGCGACCAUCACGACGGCUCCAGCGACGACCAUCACUACGGCGACUCCAACCAUCACGACGGCGACGACGACCACCACUACUACAAGUCGCCGUCCAAGUCGCCGAGCAAGUCGCACGACUCCGACGACUGGUACCAUCAUUCGCCAUCCAAAUCGCCUUCCCAGUCGCCCAACAAGUCUCCGAGCAAGUGGCACGACUCCUCCUCCGACGACAAGUGGCACCACUCGCCGUCGCCCAAGUCGCCGUCGCCCAAGUCUCCGUCGCCCAAGUCUCCGUCGCCCAAGUGGCCCUCCAAGUCGCCGUCGCCCAAGUCUCCGUCGACCAAGUCGCCGUCCCCGAAAUGGCCGAGCAAGUCGCCUGGGAGCAAGCACGACGAUGACCACCCCUGGAAGUCGCCGUCCAAGUCGCCUGUGUGGGGCAAGUCGCCUGAGAAGGGCCACGACGACGACCACCACUGGGGCGGCAAGUCGCCGUCCAAGUCGCCGUCCAAGUCGCCUGUGUGGGGCAAGUCGCCUGGCAAGUACCACGACGACCACGACGACGACCACAGUGGCGAUCAUAGCGAGCACCACUACAGCGCCGGAAAGCCCAGGUGGCAGCACAGCUAG
Molecule: messenger RNA, 2748 nt
Organism: Closterium sp. Naga37s-1
Lineage: Eukaryota; Viridiplantae; Streptophyta; Zygnematophyceae; Desmidiales; Closteriaceae
Source: the annotation of a GenBank genome assembly